Dryobates pubescens (Downy woodpecker) is the source of this 940-nucleotide messenger RNA. RefSeq names its product ribosomal protein S2 (gene RPS2). Gene Ontology annotation, molecular function: RNA binding; structural constituent of ribosome. Gene Ontology annotation, biological process: translation. Bases 20 to 877 code for a protein of 285 amino acids. The record is from RefSeq and is a predicted model, not a curated record. Lineage: Eukaryota; Metazoa; Chordata; Aves; Piciformes; Picidae. The transcript has 7 exons. Gene Ontology annotation, cellular component: cytosolic small ribosomal subunit; ribosome.
GCCCCUCUUUACUCUAGCAAUGGCGGACGACGCCGGUGCUGCGGGAGGUGCAGGAGCGGCCCGAGGGGGCUUCCGCGGCGGCUUCGGGACCGGGCUGCGGGGCCGCGGGCGUGGCCGCGGGAGGGGCCGCGGGAGAGGUCGCGGGGCCCGGGGAGGCAAGGCCGAAGAUAAGGAAUGGAUUCCUGUCACCAAACUUGGUCGCCUGGUCAAGGAUAUGAAGAUCAAGUCUCUCGAGGAGAUCUAUCUCUUUUCCCUUCCCAUCAAGGAGUCGGAGAUCAUCGAUUUCUUCCUGGGCUCGUCCCUGAAGGAUGAGGUGUUGAAGAUCAUGCCUGUGCAGAAGCAGACUCGUGCCGGCCAGCGCACCCGGUUCAAGGCUUUCGUCGCCAUCGGGGACUACAACGGCCACGUGGGGCUGGGUGUGAAGUGCUCCAAGGAGGUCGCCACUGCCAUCCGCGGGGCGAUCAUUCUGGCCAAGCUCUCCAUCGUGCCGGUGCGGAGAGGCUACUGGGGCAACAAGAUCGGCAAGCCCCACACCGUGCCCUGCAAGGUCACCGGCCGCUGCGGCUCUGUCCUGGUGCGCCUGAUCCCGGCCCCCCGUGGCACAGGGAUUGUGUCAGCCCCUGUCCCCAAGAAGCUGCUGAUGAUGGCUGGUAUUGAUGACUGCUACACCUCGGCCCGGGGCUGCACUGCCACCCUCGGCAACUUCGCUAAAGCCACCUUCGAUGCCAUCUCCAAGACCUACAGUUACCUGACCCCAGACCUCUGGAAAGAGACUGUGUUCACCAAGUCUCCUUACCAGGAGUUCACUGACCACCUGGCCAAGACCCACACCAGAGUCUCUGUGCAGAGAACCCAGGCAGCUGCUGUGGCGACAUGAGAGGGUUUUGUGCAGGAGAAUAAAAGGAUCAGUGAACAAGAAACUGCUGUGGUGGGAUUCAGU